Messenger RNA from Aspergillus caelatus, 488 nucleotides. RefSeq lists its product as uncharacterized. Lineage: Eukaryota; Fungi; Ascomycota; Eurotiomycetes; Eurotiales; Aspergillaceae. Bases 191 to 454 code for a protein of 87 amino acids. The transcript has a single exon. The record is from RefSeq and is a predicted model, not a curated record.
CUCUUAGUUAGAGCGAGUUGUGCAAUGGCAUUGUUUUGACUUUUGCUUUCGUCUUAUUCUUUCCCACCUUCCGUUUUGGAUAUUCCCACUGUCGCCUUUUCAGCUUUGGUGAUCGCUUUUCUGUCUUAUUCAUUUUAUUAUCUAUUUAUUCUUCUAUUGGCGGACUUAUUUUCUUCUUGUCUGUGCUGGGAUGGAUCGAUUGUCCUGUUAUUUCUUUUUCUCCAUCCGCACCAUUGGCGUUUCUAACUUCAUUUCUUUCCGAGACCAAGCGGUCAGGACUUUUGUCUCUUUAAGUCAAUUUUUUUCACGGCAUCCCAUGUGGGACCACCACACUCAUUGUGUUUCCUUGUUGUGGCACAUAUAUUUCCUUUUGUCUAUAGUUUUGAGUGGGGCUGCUUUGAGAGCUGCUGUAGUCCAGGAUAUUCUGAAUUGGACAAUGUCUACCAUUCGGUAGAUUGAUUGAAUUCAAAUUGUUUAUACAAGAAAUA